AUGGCACAGUCAGGCUCGAGCGUCUCACCACUACCACAGGCGUCGACGGCAACGUUAGAGCACAGGCGAACGCGCACUCUAGAGGUGCCCAAGAAGCGCAAGGCAGACGCGGCGGGCUCCCCGUCGGCCGACUCCCAGGGCGCGAAGCAUCAACGGCGGUUAGAGCUCCAAAAUGCAGCGGAUUCGUCGUCGGAUGCAACCGACGCCGGCGAAACGUUCGCGGUAAAAUCGAUCAACAAAGAGCAGCUAGUGGGCGAACGCAUGCGAGAUGAGGUGCGACGCGAGGUGGCGGCGAUGCGGAGCGUGGCGGGGCAUGCGGGCGUAGUGCAGCUGCGCGCGGUGUUCGAAGACGAGCGGCAGGUUCACCUCGUCAUGGACUUGUGCGACGGUGGUGAACUCUUCGACGAAGUUGUGCGACGCGGCAGGUUACCAGAAAAAGAAGCUGCUCUUAUCUUUCGCCAAAUCGCCAGCGCCGUUGCAUUCUGCCAUUCCAAAGGCGUCAUGCACCGCGACCUCAAACCGGAGAACAUUCUCUUGUCGAAAAAGAACCUAUCGGGUACAGACGUAACCUGCGCGAAACUCGCCGAUUUCGGCCUCGCAAUCGGACUGAAGCAGGGCGAGCGAGCCUACGGCGCAGCGGGGUCGCCGUUCUACAUGGCGCCGGAGGUAUUGACAGGCGAAUACGGCUUGGAGGCGGACGUGUGGUCGCUGGGCGUGGUGCUGUACGUGCUGCUGAGCGGCAGCCCGCCGUUUUGGGGCGCGGACGACAACGGCGUGUUCCGCGCCGUGCUGGAGGCGCCGCUGGACCUGACGAGCGGCGCGUGGGCGGGGGUGUCGGCGGAGGCCAAGGGGCUGCUCCGCUGCAUGCUGCACCGCGACCCGCGCCGACGCCCCUCCGCCGCCAAGCUGCUCUCCCACCCCUGGAUCCUCGUCCACGCCUUCGGCGGCCGCGUCGUGCGCCGCGUCCUCGCCGCGCCUGCGCUGCAGCAGCGCCGCAUCGCGGGGGGCGCUUCUGCUGCGGCGUCAGGGGUCGUGGUGCCGUCAUCCGCGUGA
Closterium sp. Naga37s-1 is the source of this 1053-nucleotide messenger RNA. The record is from the annotation of a GenBank genome assembly. NCBI's taxonomy places the organism in Eukaryota, Viridiplantae, Streptophyta, Zygnematophyceae, Desmidiales, Closteriaceae.